Messenger RNA from Rubroshorea leprosula, 1887 nucleotides. NCBI's taxonomy places the organism in Eukaryota, Viridiplantae, Streptophyta, Magnoliopsida, Malvales, Dipterocarpaceae. The record is from the annotation of a GenBank genome assembly.
AAAGUUCAGUUUAGAAAAACAGGAUUAAUGGACGGCACCCAAAAAAUUCAAAGAAUCAUGACAACAAAGUAAACAACGUGCGUUGAAAUUUCCUUUACCCAAAUGGAAGACCUUUAUGCGCACGCCACACUCACCUCAUGCUCUCGAUUAAUAUUCUCUGCUCUACGUCCCGUCUCCAAUGUCUCCCUUUCCUUCUCCCGUAUUUAUAAGUGCUCCUUCGCUCAGAUUUUCAGCCAAACAGAUUCAAAUCCACAGCAACCAAAAAUUCUCAAAAGCUAGAUUCAAUGGGAUCGCUCUCUGCCUUGGACCAGCCGCUGCAAUAUCUGAUUCCUCGGAGAGACGAGUCUGUUGUCGACGAUUAUCACGGCGUCAAGAUUUCCGAUCCUUACCGAUGGUAUUUGAACUCGCAUUAGUGUCUUAUUUGUUUGAAUGGAGAUUUUUUUAUGUGUAGUUGCGUUUCCAACUCAAAAUCGAUUUUCUUCGUUGUUCUUGAUUGAAUUUGAUUGCUCUUCAUUAUUCUAUUAGGAUACCUUCUCUUGUAUAUCUUGGAGAGUUGUGACCCAGUUAACAAAGUAUACUACUGCGACAUGUCUGCACUUCCUGAAGGUCUUCAAGGUUUUAGGGGAAAAGAUUUGCUGCUCCCAUUUGUUAAGCUGAUAGAUCAAUUUGAUGCACUGUAUACAGCAAUUGCAAAUGAUGACACAUUAUUUACUUUCCGGACUAAUAAAGGUGCUCCAAGAUACAAAUUAGUCCGUGUUGAUCUAAAGGAACCAAGUAAUUGGAUAGACAUUAUCCCAGCGUCUGAAAAAGAUGUUCUUGAAUCAGCAGAUGCUGUUAAUGGUAAUAAGAUGAUUGUGAGUUAUCUAAGCGAUGUGAAGUAUGUGCUUCAGAUAAGGGAUUUAGAAACAGGUUCAUUUCUGCAUCAGUUACCACUUGACAUUGGGACAGUUUAUGAUAUUACUGCUAGGCGUAAAGAUGAUAUGUUUUUUAUUCAUUUUUCAAGCUUCCUUACUCCUGGUAUUAUAUAUCAGUGCAACUUAGGAGCUGGGGUUCCAGAUAUGAAGAUAUUCAGUGAAAUUUCUGUACCUGGAUAUGAUCGCACACAAUUUGAUGUCAAUCAGGUUUUUGUCCCCAGUAAGGAUGGUACCAAAAUCCCAAUGUUCAUUGUGGGCAGAAGGAAUGUGGAUUUGGAUGGAUCACAGCCUUGUUCAUUAUAUGGAUAUGGUGGAUUUAGCAUCAGCAGCACACCAUCAUUCAGUGUCUCUCGCAUUGUACUAGCUAGGCAUUUAGGAGCCUUUUUCUGUAUUGCAAACAUUCGUGGUGGGGGAGAGUAUGGACAAGAAUGGCAUAAAGCAGGUUCACUUUCCAAGAAGCAAAAUGGAUUUGAUGAUUUCAUUUCUGCUGCAGAAUAUCUCAUAGCAGCUGGCUAUACCCAACCAAGCAGGUUGUGUAUUGAAGGUGGGAGCAAUGGUGGGCUUUUAAUUGGAGCUUGUAUAAAUCAGAGACCUGAUCUUUUUGGUUGUGCUUUGGCUCAUGUUGGUGUGAUGGACAUGCUUCGUUUUCACAAGUUUACCAUAGGCCAUGCAUGGACGUCUGAGUAUGGUUGUUCGGAAAAUGAAAAAGAAUUCCGUUGGCAAAUCCAGUAAGUAAACUAAUAUUGUAUGAGAACUUCUAGUCAAUAUUUUUCUUUAAGGUAUUCACCACUGCAUAAUGUAAGGAGACCAUGGGAACACCCUAUUAAAGCAUCACAGUAUCCAUCCACAAUGCUAUUGACUGCUGAUCAUGAUGAUCGAGUUGUGCCAUUACACUCUUUGAAGUUACUAGCGACAAUGCAGCAUGUUUUGUGCACCAGCUUGGAGAAUAGUCCCCAGACCAACCCAAUUAUUG